CCAGCGCUGCUGUCGCCACGCACGGGCUCGACAUCCAUGGCCAUCGUCAUCGGGUUCAUGUUGUGAAUUUUGCAUUUCCACAAGUGGAGUGAAUGACGUUUUUUAAAAUAAUGAUAAUAACAUGUUCAUUCUGUAUUUGCAAAGCGAAGUGCAGCAAGGAUGAGAAGUUAGGCUUUUUCCGGUUUCCGUGUAAACGUGCACCCGCAGCAGCGAGACACAGGCAUGGAUACGCGCAUCGAAAGUAAAAAAGGCACAGAUUGCAACUAGUGGCAGUCUACCAGUCUACAGCCUACCAAAGACGGCAGAGUAUGUGGAUCGACAUUUCACUACAGGCAUGCUUUCUUCAACAGUCCUGCGAGUUUUCGCAAAGAGCAUGAGCCACCGACGCCACCGACAUUCCACUUCUGACAACUUUCGACAGUGAACCGGUGCUCCCCGCCUAUAUGCGUGCUUCUUUUCCCUGUCUCUGGAUAACUGGUGCACCCUGUCGCACCCCACCUAUACAUGCUGAAAACGACCUCACGGAGUCAACCGAUUUGACAUUGCAUGCCGGUGCCAACGCGGGUACUCGUGAGGGAUAUCUUCGGGAACAGAAGGCCCAUUACCACCUGAGCUGUAAAGUAACUCUUUAAAGGCCUAACAAUGAAUGUGAGGGAUUUCAUCCAUGUGAAGGAAGAACUUCAGGACAGCAGCCUCUCUGUUUCACCAGAAAACCACAAAGAUUAUCGCGGAUGUGCUACUGAAACGACAGAGGUUCAUAUCACUGAAUGCUUUCCAGACUUAACAAUGAACAGAUGUGAUUCCAUCCACGUGAAAGAAGAACCUCAGGAGGACAGCUUUUCCAUGUCACCUGAAAACAACAGAGGUACCAACAGAACCACGGGGGUACACAUCACCGAAUGCUUUUCAGAAGAUGCAACAUCUGUUGGUUAUUGCGUGAAGGCAAAGCGUCCGGGAAACUUUACUUUACCAGGAAAUCAUGGAAACAGCAAUGAAAUCGUCAAGGGCGACUAUACAGACUGGUCAAUGAACGGAAGAGAUUCCAUCCAAGUGAAGGAAGAACCUCAGGACCACAGCUUUGCUGUAUCACCAGACAACGACAGAGACUACAGCGGAGGUAUCAUCGAAACCACAGCGGUACAUAUCACCAAAUGCUUUCCAGAAUCAGUAAUGCCUGGAAUGGAUUCUACCUCCAUCAAGGAAGAACCCCAAGAAAUCUCCCCUCUACCUGUAAACCAUGAAGAUGCAGAAGAGCUCAUCACUGCUGACUGUUUAGACUUUACAGUGAACAGAAGUGAUACCAUCCAUGUGAAGGAAGAACCUCAAGAUCACAGCUUUCCUGUGUCACCAGAAAACCACACAGAUUACGACGGAGGUGCCAUUGAGACCACAGAAGUACAUAUCACAGAAUGCUUUCCAGAAUCAGCAAUUGCUGAAGUGGAUUCCACUUUCAUCAAGGAAGAACCGCAAGAAAUUUCUCCAGUAAACAAUGGAAACGACGAGGAGCUUAUUACUGCGGACUGCUCAGGGAUGGACUUUUCUUCGUCUUUCUUUUACCGGAACAAAGCUGUUCCAGAGGACAUUCCGUCUGAUACAGAGUCUGUUGUGUCAGGGAGUGACGAUGACUUCACGCCCCGUGAUGAUGAAAUAUCAGAGAGUGGAAGCAUGUCAAGUGAAGUUGAUGGGGAAGACGAGGAUACAAGCACUGUCACCAACAAAAGGCCCAUAAAGUGGAUGAAAAAGGAUUAUUCACCGUCCCUGAAUCAAUUUUCUGAGUUCACUGGAGUACUAUGUGACAGCCUAUUUGAGACUGAAGUGCGCCCUGUGGAUGUGUUUCUCCAGUUGUUUCCUGAAGAUUUGAUUGACGACAUGGUCUUUCAGACCAACUUGUAUGCCGUCCAGAACGCUACGACAUUUCCCCCAACAAACAACGAGGAAAUGAAGGCAUUUCUGGCCAUAAAUAUCCUCAUGGGAAUCAAGAAACUCCCGAGCUACAGGGACUAUUGGUCUAGCAUGGAAAUAAUGAGGGAUCCGUACAUUGCAAACGUCAUGUCGGUAAAGCGCUUUAGCAGCCUUCUUUCUAAUUUUCACAUCAGCGACAACAGCAGGGCACCUGAACGUGGAACGAAGGAUUACGACAAGCUCUACAAGGUGCGCCCACUGCUGAACAGGCUCAGCCAAACUUUUGCAAAAUGUUACGCCCCAACCAAGUACCAGAGUGUCGACGAAUCUGUGAUAAAAUUCAAAGGGAGGUCCACGCUAAAGCAAUAUAUGCCGCAGAAGCUGAUCAAACGCGGGUACAAGGUGUGGGUUCGAGCCGACGCAAACGGGUACAUCUGCCAGUUUGAGAUCUAUACUGGCCGUGAAAAGGAUACGGUGCCCGAGCACGGCCUUGGUGAACGUGUUGUGCGAUCCCUGUCAGAGGCCCUCCAGAACAAACAUCAUCACGUGUUCUUUGAUAAUUUCUUUACAUCGGUGCCUCUGCUCACAGACCUUCUGGAGAAAGGUGUAUAUGCCACUGGUGCCAUUCGUGCAAACAGGAAGUUUCUUCCAGAACUCAAGUCCGACAAGGAAAUGAAAAGGGGGGACGUAGACCAGAGAGUGUCAGCUAGGGGUAUCUUGGUAGCCAAAUGGAAGGUCAAGAGGUGUGUGACAGUUGCAUCAAAUGCCCACGGUACCGAGGUAUCAACAGUGCCGAGGAAGUCCAAAGACGGAUCAACAGAAACCAUCUCGUGCCCACAGAUGGUCCUAGACUACAAUUCCCACAUGGGAUACGUGGACAAAGCUGAUAUGAUGAAGAGUAUUUAUGAAAUCGACAGGAAAAGCCGCAAGUGGUGGCAUCGCAUUGCUUUUCAUUUCCUGGAUGUUGCAAUAGUAAACGCGCAUGUCCUAUACAGUCAGGUAGCCACGAAUGCCAAUGUCACCCUCAAGGAUUUUCGCACGGAACUUGUAGCAGGCAUGCUGGGAGCACAAGAACUCAAUAAAAAGGGGACAAAAAGGAAGCGAUCUGAGAUUUGCUCAUUCAAGAAGCAGGUUCCCGCUGACAUCAGGUAUGACAAGGUUGCCCAUCUGCCGACACAUUCAAAGUCGAGGAGGUGUUCCCACUGCAGCACGAGGGCCACACCCAGGCGUACUCGGUGGAUAUGCAGGACAUGUGAUGUGGGACUGUGUUUGCAGCAAGAAAGAAACUGUUUUAUUGAGUAUCAUACAAAGUAAACGUUGUGUGCUAAAUGGGCAGUGGUUCCAUAAUGUGUGCCACGUUGUAUAAUAAAAAGUACGAAUAAAUUUUUGAAAAACUGU
Messenger RNA from Ornithodoros turicata, 3300 nucleotides. RefSeq names its product zinc finger protein 714-like. Bases 643 to 3216 code for a protein of 857 amino acids. Gene Ontology annotation, biological process: regulation of DNA-templated transcription. Gene Ontology annotation, molecular function: DNA-binding transcription factor activity, RNA polymerase II-specific; RNA polymerase II cis-regulatory region sequence-specific DNA binding. NCBI's taxonomy places the organism in Eukaryota, Metazoa, Arthropoda, Arachnida, Ixodida, Argasidae. The transcript is spliced from 10 exons. The record is from RefSeq and is a predicted model, not a curated record.